AUGACCGUCGCUUCUAGACCAACCGCCGGCCCGGUAACCGUGCUCGUUUCCACGAGGGCGGUACUCACCUUGCCGGACGACAGCCUUUUGCUCAGUCCGGCUACUAUAUCCAUCUCAUCAACCAAUGGCAAGAUAGUAGACAUUGUACCUGCAGUCUUGCCUAAGACGUCAUUCCCUCCAUCAGCCACAUAUAUCAACUAUGGCUCGAAACUCAUAAUUCCCGGCCUUGUAGAUGCCCACGUGCACCUGAACGAGCCGGGCCGAACAGAAUGGGAAGGCUUCAGUACCGGCACUCGAGCGGCUGCUUCCGGCGGCGUGACUACCGUCAUUGAUAUGCCCCUCAAUGCCAUCCCACCUACUACGACACUAGCAGGCUUCAAGGAGAAAUUGGCUGCCAGCGAAGGCCAAUGCUGGGUCGACGUAGGAUUUUACGGCGGUGUUAUUCCCGGAAACGCAGAUGAGCUUCUCCCACUGGUAGAAGCAGGUGUCCGUGGCUUUAAGGGCUUCUUGAUCGAGUCGGGUGUCGAGGAGUUCCCAGCUAUCUCGCCCGGCGACAUUGCACUUGCAAUGAAGACAUUGAACGGAUCACCAACAACCCUCAUGUUCCAUGCCGAGAUGAUUCCUCCGAUCUCCGAUUCCGUCGGUGACGCAGUGCAAGCAUCUGAGCCUCCCCUAGCACCUCAUGGUGAUCUAAAAUCGUACCAGACAUUCCUCGAGUCGCGACCUCCUUCAUUCGAAACGUAUGCGAUCGAUGCGAUCGUCUCGUUGGCGCACCUAGCCCCUGGCCUACACCUUCACAUCGUACAUUUGUCAGCGACGCAGGCGAUCCCGAUCUUGAAGGCUGCACGCAAAUCUGGCGUGGAUAUCACAGCCGAGACUUGCUUCCACUACUUAGGCCUUGCGGCUGAAGGAGUCCAGGACGGCGAUUGCAGAUACAAGUGCUGUCCACCAAUUCGGGAGCAAUUGAACCAAGACGGACUUUGGGAAGAAUUGAUAGCGCCCGACUCGUGCAUUAAGACAGUCGUUUCGGAUCAUUCUCCUUGCACACCGGAGCUUAAGCUACUGCCACCUCAUCUCCAAACAGUCGAAGCCCCGCAUAUGCACCAUUCCGAUUCGGGUAUUGAUAUGACGGCUGAUCUGGCACAAGUUACCGAGGCCGCGGUAGAGGGCACCCAGGCGGCAAAAGAAGUAGGGGACUUCUUCGCUGCCUGGGGUGGUAUCUCGUCUGUCGGUCUUGGCUUGCCUAUUCUCUUCACCGCAGCCAAGAAGCGCACGAAGGCUGGGAACAAAGCCCCUGGUAUUGUCGAUAUUGUCCGCCUUUGCUGUGCUGCUACGGCUAAGCAAGUUGGUCUAUCGCAUCGUAAGGGCGCUCUUAAAGUCGGUAUGGACGCUGACAUUUGCGUUUUUGACGAUGCCGAGGAAUGGAUCCUUCACUCGGGUGCUAUGCAUUGGAAGAACCGAUGCUCGCCCUGGGAAGGCCAACGCUUCUCGGGACACGUAAAAGAGACAUGGCUUCGAGGACGGAAGGUCUUCGAAUACGGAGGUAAGAACGGUGGGUUCGUAAGCGGAAAACCUGUUGGUGAAGCCAUUGUUGAGAAGAGGUUCGCUUGA
Hypoxylon trugodes is the source of this 1611-nucleotide messenger RNA. RefSeq names its product allantoinase. Lineage: Eukaryota; Fungi; Ascomycota; Sordariomycetes; Xylariales; Hypoxylaceae. Gene Ontology annotation, molecular function: allantoinase activity. The coding region runs from base 1 to 1611 and encodes 536 amino acids. Gene Ontology annotation, cellular component: cytoplasm. The transcript is spliced from 2 exons. The record is from RefSeq and is a predicted model, not a curated record. Gene Ontology annotation, biological process: purine nucleobase catabolic process.